GCCGCUACUGCCCUGCUCCAUCAUGUACGCCUUCGUGCGAUUCCUGGAGGAUAACGUGUGCUAUGCGCUGCCCGUGUCGUGCGUGCAGGAUUUCAGCCCCAAAACCCGGCUCGACUUCGACAACCAGAAGGUCUACACCGUCUACCGCAGCCCGGCCCACGACCCCGAGGACGGCGACGAGAGCCCCGGCGAGUGGGGGGAGCGGCCGCCGCUGCACAAGGCCCAGAUCCUGGCGCUGGCAGAAGAUAAAACUGACCUUGAAAACAGUGUGAUGCAGAAGAAAAUUAAAAUCCCCAAGCUCUCUCUCAAUCACCUAGAAGAAACAGGGGAAAUUACAGAUUAUGGGGAUGAAGAUAUGGAACUUAGACACUGUAAGAGACAAGAUGGGAGGAAGCAAAAUGAAGGUACGCACAAAAGUAUUGAAGCAGUUGUUGCGCGCCUUGAAAAGCAAAAUGGAAUGAGUCUCAGUAGCAAUUCAAGUCCUGAGGCAACAUUUAUGGAAACUUCAGAAAGGAUGAACAAUAUGGAUGAUGCUGUAGUUCCUCGAGUUCUUUAUGAAGAAUUGCUGAGAAGCUAUCAACAACAGCAGGAAGAAAUGAGACACAUUCAACAAGAACUUGAGAGAACAAGAAGGCAGCUUGUUCAACAAGCAAAAAAGCUAAAGGAGUAUGGGACAUUAGUGUCAGAAAUGAAGGAGCUCAGAGACUUGAACAGACGGCUACAGGAUGUACUGCUUCUCAGACUAGGCAGUGGUCCUGCCCUAGAACUUGAAAAAGUUGCACCUGAAUCCAUUGAGCCUGAGCCUGAAGUACAGACCUCUUUCAGUGAGGAAGCUAACACAUCAACCUACUAUCCUGCUGCUGUUCCAGUAAUGGACAAAUAUAUUCUUGAGAACGGAAAGGUCCAUCUUGGCAGUGGCAUCUGGGUAGAUGAGGAGAAAUGGCACCAGCUGCAAGUAACGCAAGGAGAUUCAAAGUAUACAAAAAACUUAGCGGUUAUGAUCUGGGGAACAGAUGUUCUCAAGAACAGAAGUGUUACAGGAGUUGCAACCAAAAAAAAGAAAGACGCCGUUCCCAAACCACCUCUGUCACCUCAUAAAUUAAGCAUCGUCAGAGAAUGUUUGUAUGACAGGAUAGCACAAGAAACUGUGGACGAAACUGAAAUUGCACAGAGACUCUCCAAAGUCAACAAGUACAUUUGUGAAAAAAUCAUGGAUAUCAAUAAAUCAUGUAAAAAUGAAGAAAGGAGAGAAGCAAAAUAUAAUUUGCAAUAAAUUUUUAAUUUUUAAUAAAGUGUUAGUGUUUUACUCUGGUGGUGGUGGUUUUGAUUUCAUGGUGUUCAUGCUGAUGGGCUAAACUGACCUUUUAGUGUGAAUUGUAUUAUGAAAUAUUGGCUUAUUUUUAAACAGUUUUAAGAAACGACGUAGCUGCUUAUAGCAGCAAAACUCCUUUAAUGGUAAAAUAGCAUCAAAUUCCCUAGUGGUACCAAGGAAAAUGAUGUGCUGAUUGUGAGCCUAUAGCUGACCGUUCUCCAAGUCCCAGAUCUAUUGACAUCCUAUUGAAGUUACUGGGAUUGUUUUGCAGGCUGUCUG
Elgaria multicarinata webbii is the source of this 1591-nucleotide messenger RNA. It is a transcript of the gene BEND5, whose product is annotated as BEN domain containing 5. Gene Ontology annotation, biological process: negative regulation of DNA-templated transcription. The record is from RefSeq and is a predicted model, not a curated record. The transcript has 6 exons. The coding region runs from base 23 to 1273 and encodes 416 amino acids. Gene Ontology annotation, molecular function: DNA binding. NCBI's taxonomy places the organism in Eukaryota, Metazoa, Chordata, Lepidosauria, Squamata, Anguidae.